Venustampulla echinocandica is the source of this 1026-nucleotide messenger RNA. RefSeq lists its product as uncharacterized. Gene Ontology annotation, cellular component: mitochondrion. Lineage: Eukaryota; Fungi; Ascomycota; Leotiomycetes; Helotiales; Pleuroascaceae. Gene Ontology annotation, molecular function: oxidoreductase activity. The transcript has a single exon. The record is from RefSeq and is a predicted model, not a curated record. The coding region runs from base 1 to 1026 and encodes 341 amino acids.
AUGCCAACCCAAAUUCGCAAAGUCCUCAUCUCCGCCUUCGGUGAUGAAUCCAACGUCAAUGUGGUCACGGCCUCCAUCGCAGACCCAGCAGCGAAGGAAGUUCAAGUCCGCGUUAUGUACUCCGGCUUCUCAGGCGCAGAUGUCAACAUGCGCCGCGGCCUCUAUCCUAUGCAAAGAGCCGCGCCUCUCACGCCAGGCUACUGUUUCGUAGGAACAGUGGAGCGCAACGGGCCAAAGAGCACGAAAUUCAAAGUCGGUGACGUGGUAUGCUGUCUUUCUGUCUACGACGCCGAAGCCGAGCUCGCAAACAUGCCUGAGAAAUAUAUCAUUCCAGUGCCAUCAGGAAUCGAUCCCAAGGUCGCAACGGCGCUGACCCUGGACUGGAACACAGCCUACGGUAUGGUAAUGCGAGCCGCUCGUGUAACUUCCGGGCAAAAAGUCUUCAUCCAUGGUAUCAGUGGAGCCGUAGGGUGGGCAACCGCCGUUCUCUCUUCCCUCCAAGGUGCAGAGGUCUACGGCACUGCCUCAGCACGCAACCACACCGCUGUUAAGGCAGGCCUCCCAUCGGCAACGCCCUUCGACUACGCAAACAAAGACUGGAUCCAAACCAUGAAAUCCAUCGGCGGCGUAGAUGCUGUCUUUGACGCCCUGGGCUUCGAGUCUUGGGAUGAAUCGUAUUCUAUCCUGACUUGCAGUGGUGGUAAACUUAUCGGUUACGGUGGAAAUUUAUCGAGUUUGACUGGCGUUGCCCCAAGAUCCGCCAUCCCAUCCAUUACCAAACUGUUCGCAAGGAAUUAUUUGAAGUUUUGGGAUGGGAAGAAUGCGACAUUUUAUUAUAUUACGAGAGAUGAUUCGACAUUUGAGCCCGAUUUGAGAGCUCUUUUUGAGUUGUGUGCUAGUGGAAAGAUUCAGGUGCCGAUUAAGCGGGUGUUUGAGAUGGAGCGUAUUCAAGAGGCGCAUAAGAGUUGGAGUCAAGGCCAGGGUGUGGGCUCUUCGUUGGUUAAGGUUGCUACAGAUGCCUCUUAA